AUGUCUCCCCCCCCCACAGAUAAUCAAAGAAAAGAACUGUUUCUGGAGAUGACCCCUGAUGGAAAAGUGACAGGGAGCCCUGCUCAGACCUCUCACAGUGUGUUGGAGAUGAGGUCAGUUCGACAAGGUGAGACAGUUAUCAAGGGUGUGUCCUCAUUCCUUUUCCUCUGUGUGGACAGCAUUGGCCAGUUGAGGGGACAGAGCCACUACACAGAGGCCGACUGCUCCUUCAGAGAGCUGCUGCUAGCUGACGGAUACUCUCGUUUCUUCUCUUCACAUCACAAACUGUAUGUGUCCCUCGCCUCAAAAGGCUCCACACCGCAACAUGGGCUCCCGUUCUCGCGGUUCCUACCCCUGAGGAACAUUUUGGUGUCUAGAAGUAUGACGAAUACAGCUGAAAAUCGACAACAGAAUCAGCAACAGCUUGACCUGGACUCGGAUAACCCUUUCGGCAGGGGUCUCACUGGUGUUGUCAGUCCACAGUUCUCCAGGGAUAAGUGAAGUUAAAAAUUGAGUUUGUUGAUGGAAGUAUACAAUGAACCAAGUAUAUUUAUUUCAAGGUUUACUGGAUUGUAUAACCAUGUUAAUUCCUAAAGUGAUUUAUUUUCACUUGUGGUAGAAACACUGUUACUUUUAUUGCCCCGUGGCAAAUGUUUUGGU
Messenger RNA from Salvelinus sp. IW2-2015, 660 nucleotides. It is a transcript of the gene fgf21, whose product is annotated as fibroblast growth factor 21. Gene Ontology annotation, cellular component: cytoplasm. The record is from RefSeq and is a predicted model, not a curated record. NCBI's taxonomy places the organism in Eukaryota, Metazoa, Chordata, Actinopteri, Salmoniformes, Salmonidae. Gene Ontology annotation, molecular function: growth factor activity; fibroblast growth factor receptor binding. Gene Ontology annotation, biological process: positive regulation of cell population proliferation; cell differentiation; positive regulation of protein phosphorylation.